Chlorella variabilis is the source of this 882-nucleotide messenger RNA. RefSeq lists its product as hypothetical. Gene Ontology annotation, molecular function: DNA binding; 5'-flap endonuclease activity. The record is from RefSeq and is a predicted model, not a curated record. The coding region runs from base 1 to 882 and encodes 293 amino acids. The transcript is spliced from 8 exons. Gene Ontology annotation, biological process: DNA replication, Okazaki fragment processing. Lineage: Eukaryota; Viridiplantae; Chlorophyta; Trebouxiophyceae; Chlorellales; Chlorellaceae.
AUGGGCGCAUAUGGCAUGUCCAUGCCGCCAGGCGAGGACACGACCGUGCUGUUUGGCUUCCUCAACACGCUGCUCAACCUGCUGGGGCUGGUGCCGCCGCCCACCCACUUUGCCGUGGUGCUGGACGCUCGCGGCAAGACCUUCAGGCAUGAGAUGUACGAGGGAUACAAAGGCCAGCGUCAGGCCUGCCCUGAUGCCGUGAAGGAGGCCAUCCCACGUCUCCUGCAGUUGCUCAAGGCCAUGGCCAUACCUGUCAUCCAGGUGUCGGGUGUGGAGGCUGACGACGUGAUUGGCACUAUGGCAUACCGUGCAGUGCGGGAAGGCAUAGCGGUGGCGGUGGCCUCCCCAGACAAGGACUUUUUCCAGCUGCUGCGCCCGGGCAUCAUCCUGCUGCGCCCGCCCAAGAAGCCGGCGUUGGGGGAGCGGAUAAACAAGUAUGCGCUGGUGCCCUACAGCCAGACCGAUUUUGAGAACGAGUAUGGGCUGCAGCCGGAACAGUUUGUGGAUGUGCUGGCGCUGGCGGGGGACGCGUCAGACAACGUGCCGGGGGUUGCAGGGAUCGGGCCCAAGACCGCGGUAGCGCUGCUGAAGCAGCAUGGCACGCUGGAAAACCUCAUUGAGCACGCGGCAGAGGUCAAGCCCAAGAAGGCGGCGUUGCAGCUGAGCUCAGCGGAGGGACGGGCGGCAGCGCGGCUGAGCCAGCAGCUGGUGCGGAUAGAGACGGCGCUGGACAUGCCUCCAGUGCGGGAACCGCUGGACCAGCUCAGGCUGCAGCUACCGGAGGACCGCGGUGUCGACCUGCUGCACCAGUUCCAGGAGCUGGAGUUCAGCCGGCACAGCAGCCGUGUGAAGGAGCUGUGGGCCAGCGAGCUAUACCGGUAG